GAGCAACUAUGUUUAUGGUUAAGAUAUUUUAGCUUUUAUAACUCCACCUGUCUGGGUAAACAGUUGUGGGUUAUAUAUAUGAGCAUGAUAGGGAAGAAUCUCAUUCAUAAUUAAUCCAAUACCAAGCAGCAUCAGAUUCUUUCAGACUUUUCCACCUGCAAUGUAAACAUUCACUCUUUUAGCUGUUAUCGAGUAUCUGAUUCACUGAACAUAAGGGAUAAUCUUAGCAAUUUGAGUGCUAUACGAGAUUUUACCCUUUCAUAACACGUGGAAAGAUUGUUUCCAGGAUUUGAAAUUGUGACUUCUAGAUUGCACCUUGCAACUUUAUCAUCAUGCCACAUGUUCGCCCGUAUCGAUUCCCACGUACUUUUGAUGUUUUAUAUAAUGCUAGAUGAUUCCAGCUAUCUGAUCUGCGUACAGUCUGGGUUUGAAAAUACACUUAAUUGACAAUACUGAGGGGUGCUGUGCUAGCUGGGCAUCCUUUUGUAAAUUAAGCUAGGGUGACUUUUUCCUGAGACUUGCUACCUGAAUGGAGCAACCGCCCACAGGCAGGAGUAGCAGCAGGUCUUCAUCAUAUGAGAAACUGGUAGCCAUAGGCUUGGCCCUUGUAGCCGUGGUUUCACCUCUGUAUAUUGACAGGAGAGCUGAUACCGAUGAGGAACACUUCAACUGGUUGUCCUUGCUGCUGUUGGUGUUGAUAUUGGCCAUCACUUUGAUGCUACUCUCAGACUGGCGCCUCAUCAGGUUCGAUCCUUACUGGAUUCAUAGAGUUGGGGGUUCUUCUGUUGGUAUCGUUGUGAUUCUUGUUGUCCUUGCCUUACUAGUGAAGUGUAAAGCUUCUAUGAACAUCUAGGCAGCUUGAUGAAAUUUCAGAGCGACAACAGCUUCUCAAUGAAUGUCAACCUUAAAAGACUGUAUUAAUCCCACAUCGAAGACGUCAAAUCAGUCUCUAGACACAAGUGUAAGAUAAAAUGGGCCCUGAGUCUCAUUUGAAACGUACUUACCUGGACUGGAUCAAUGGGUGAUCAAUCAGGCCCAUGGCGUGGGUCGGUGACCCCCAUUGCACUUAGGAGGGGUAAUGUCCUAAGGUCUCCCCAUUGAGGGAGAGCAUACGUCGUAAUUUGUUGCAGUGGGGCCUGCGUUUGCGCGGCCCCACUUGUUCUAGUUCCAAUUUUCGCCUUCAUUCUAAAUUUGCAGACGUAUGAUUAGCGCAAUUUCUGCGUCAUUGGGCCGGACUGAGUUUGGAAGGCCCAUCUUUAGGCAAUUAUUAUUUCUAGAGGUGACUGAUUCCUACGUGACUUGAUCAUGGGCCCCAUUCGUACUACUGUCGAGUUUGAAAUCAAUAACCCACGUGGUCAUUGAAAA
Messenger RNA from Tripterygium wilfordii, 1365 nucleotides. RefSeq lists its product as uncharacterized. The transcript has a single exon. Lineage: Eukaryota; Viridiplantae; Streptophyta; Magnoliopsida; Celastrales; Celastraceae. The coding region runs from base 530 to 853 and encodes 107 amino acids. The record is from RefSeq and is a predicted model, not a curated record.